CCCCAGCACGAGACAGCUAAUUCGCGCGCCCCCGCGUCGAGAAGCGCCCGCCCGGCGCCGCGCCGCCCGCCAAAAGCUUUCUUAUGAUCUUCCAAAGCCCGCCGGGGCUGCCCGCGCGCCGCCGCGCGCCCGCGGCGGAACUGGGGCAGCCAAACAGUCUUGGCGCCGCGGCGCCCAGGGCGGCCGCGGCGCCGCCGUCGGCGCCCCGGGCCGCCCUCACACCCAUGUCGAGAGUAUAUCCAACACGCCUCCCACCUUAUUGGGGCCGCGGCGCCCCCGACCGCAUAGCCUUCCGCGGCGCUCACCGCUUUCCGCCUCGCAGGUAAAAAAACAUGCCCAAGCGUCCCACGAAAACCUACGAGCGCCCCGGCCUCUCCGAGGAGGAGAUCGAGGAGAUCCGCGAGGCCUUCAACCUCUUCGACACGGAUGGCUCCGGCACGAUCGACCCCAAGGAGCUCAAGGCGGCCAUGCAGUCGCUCGGCUUCGAGGCCAAGAACCAGACCAUCUACCAGAUGAUCGGCGACAUCGACAAGGACAACGACGGCUCCAUCGACUUCGAGGAGUUCCUCGACAUGAUGACGGCGAAGAUGUCCGACAAGGACACGCGCGAGGACAUCCAGAAGGUGUUCAACCUCUUCGACGACGACCAGACGGGCCGCAUCACGCUGCGCAACCUCAAGCGCGUCGCCAAGGAGCUCGGCGAGACCAUGUCCGACGCGGAGCUCAUGGAGAUGAUCGAGCGCGCCGACACGGACCAGGACGGCGAGAUCUCGCCGGACGAGUUCUACGGCAUCAUGACGAAGAAGACCUUCACGUAAAGCGGACACGUGACGGGUCGCGCGGCGGCGCCGGGCGCGGGUGGCUAGAGGUAGCCGACGGGCCGGAGCCGCAGUAAAACCUUGUGUAAAAAAUAGGAACC
Molecule: messenger RNA, 919 nt
Organism: Pelagomonas calceolata
Lineage: Eukaryota; Pelagophyceae; Pelagomonadales; Pelagomonadaceae
Source: the annotation of a GenBank genome assembly